Messenger RNA from Halichondria panicea, 3969 nucleotides. Its product is annotated as death-associated protein kinase 1-like. Lineage: Eukaryota; Metazoa; Porifera; Demospongiae; Suberitida; Halichondriidae. The record is from RefSeq and is a predicted model, not a curated record. Gene Ontology annotation, molecular function: protein binding. Gene Ontology annotation, biological process: signal transduction.
AUGAAUUCCAAUGUUUGCAUAUAUCCUCUGUCCUCGUACCCAACACUGGAACAGCUGAGUCAGCUGGAAUGUGACCAAUGGCUUCAACUUGGUGUUCGCUUGGGAUUGGGCAAUGACCAACUGGAAACCAAGAGCCAACAUCCCACAGCAGCAACUCUCAAGGCAGCCAAAAUCAAGAAUAUUGACAUGCAGUGGAAGGAUAUUUUGGAAGCUCUAGUGAGCAUUGGAGAGUACAAGUUGGCAGAGAGUGUGUGCACUCAGCAAGGGGAAGGUGAGAGUGCUCUGUCAGUGAGUGCAUUCUAUGGCUGGCUGGACUGGCUCAAGCGUCUUGUGGAAACUGUGGGCCUCGAUCCAAAAGGUACAGUCAACAAGGCUGGUGACACCCCACUCUCUCUGGCCUGUGCCAAUGGCCACUUGGACACAGUCAAGUAUCUUGUAAACCAGAUUCAUUGUGAUCCCAGAACUACAGUCAACAAGGCUGGUGACACUCCACUCUCUCUGGCCUACAAAAACAGAAACUUAGAGACUAUCAAAUAUCUCGCUCAAGAACAUCAGUGUGACCCAAAAUUUGCAGUGAAUGAGGCUGGAGACACUCCUCUCUCCCUUGCGUGUUCCCGUGGUAACCUGGAGAUAGUCAAGGCUCUCAUCAACAAGCAUGUUGAUCAGCCAGCCAACAAGGCUGGUGACACUCCACUCUCUCUGGCCUACAAACAUGGACAUUGGGAAGUGGUCAAGUAUCUUGCUCAAGAACAUCAGUGUGACCCCAAAUUUGCAGUGAAUGAGACUGGAGACACUCCUCUCUCUCUUGAGUGUUCCCGUGGUGACCUGGAGAUGGUCAUGGCUCUCAUCAACAAGCAUGUUGAUCCAAAUAAGCCAGCCAACAAGGCUGGUGACACUCCACUCUCUCUUGCCUACAAACGUGGACAUUGGGAAGUGGUCAAGUAUCUUGCUCAAGAACAUCAGUGUGACCCCAAAUUUGCAGUGAAUGAGACUGGAGACACUCCUCUCUCUCUUGAGUGUUCCCGUGGUGACCUGGAGAUGGUCAUGGCUCUCAUCAACAAGCAUGUUGAUCCAAAUAAGCCAGUCAACAAGGCUGGUGACACCCCACUCUCUCUGGCCUACAAUGGUGGACACUGGGAAGUGGUCAAGUAUCUCGCCAUCACUCAUCAGUGCGAUACAAAAAGUUUCCUCUUACAAGCGGUAAAGCAAAAAUAUAAAGUAGAGUUUCUACUGGUAGAAUGCCACAGUGAUCCGAAUGUGACUGACAAAAAAGGCAAGACACCUCUCGAUUUGUCCAACGAUCCUACCAUCAUAAAGCUCCUCUUGAAACACGGAGCCAAGGCUGCCAACAUCUACAAGAAACACAGCAGGCUCAUCGGAAAGCUCUCCUCCGAGCAACCCCCACACCUUCCUCUGUCUGUGCUCAUCAUUGGCGAUGGUGGCGUGGGGAAGAGCACUCUGUUGAAGUCCAUUCUGAGCCCAAAAGGGUUUUGGUCUAAACUACUGAAGAGGAGACCCGUAGAUGGUGUCGAUGCGAGGACAGUGGGGAUCAUACCGUACGAAAUAUACACCAAAGAGUUUGGAAAAAUAAUUUACUUUGAUUUUGCUGGCCAGAAAGAGUUUUACACGAGCCACUGUGCCAUUCUUGAGAAUGCUGUUCAAACCUCACCACCCAUCAUUAUCCUCUGUGCUAAGCUUGUAGAAAGUGAGCAUGCAAUUAUUGAUUCCAUGUAUCGUUGGUUGACCCUCGUCCAAAACCAGUGCACCAAUCUAAAAGGCAAAGCACACGUGAUAGUAGUUGGUAGUCAUGCUGACAAAGUUAAGGAAAUGAGAGAAGAUCCACGAGCCAAAGAGAACAUCUUUGCUCCGAUUAUCACGAAAUUCCCAAAAUUUGAGUUCACAGGGUUCAUUCCAAUGGAUUGCCGUUUUGCUGAUUCGAAUGACAUGAAUAUCGUGAGAAAACAGAUCCAGAAAAGCUCUGCUAUUCUCCGCUCUCCAGAAACCAUCAGCCUGAAUGCUCACACAUUUUACAUCUACCUUGCUGAGAAUUUCCAAGAAGAACUUGCAGUUUCAUUGAAAGUUGUUCAACAACGAAUACACAGCGAUCUAGACCAAACACACGAGUCAGAAAAAAUGGCUGACAUUCUUUCUUUCAUUCCGACCACCCUCAGCCGUCUUAUUGAUAUCUGUGACCAGCUAAGCAAAUUGGGACUUCUGUUGUUUCUUCACAACAAUUCCUCAUAUGAAAAUUCCUUUCUGAUCUGUGACUCUAAAACAUUGCUCUCUGAUGUCACUGGGACAGUGUUUGCUCCUGAGCACUUCCGCCAGCACUGCAAACUCGCCUCAAGCACUGGAGUGGUGCCUUUGUCUAAGUUUCUUGAAACUUUCAGAAAUUACGACAUUGAAAUGCUAAUCGCUUUCAUGACACAUUUAGAACUGUGCUUUGAGAUUAAAGACAAGCAAGUCUUGGAUUACAUUCACAAGGUGGAGCCAAAACUAACCGACACUCGCUAUCUCUUUUUUCCCGGGCUCAUCAGGAUAGAAACUCCCGAGCGUGUGUGGGAGGAAGACACUUCCAUGAGCUACCACUUUGGUUGGAUACUCCAAACCUCUCAGGAUACAGAUUUUUUCGAUCCUCGCUGCCUUCAAGUACUCAUUUUGAGGAUAGUGUUCACCUUCCGCCUUGCCCCUGCUCUGAGAGUACAGCAUGAUGUCCCUUCCCUGCAGAAAUUCUGCUCCGUGUGGAAGAGUGGGAUCUGCUGGUGCAAUGAUGAUGGGAUCACUACACACCUUGAGCUUUGUAACAACAAAUCUUUCACUAUUAAAAUACGAGCCGAAGUUCUUACACCUGAGGGCCUUGCCAAUCGCUCCGAGGUAGUCAACAAAGUUCUCGAAACGGUGAAAGAUGUUUGUCCCAAUAUUGUAGUUGUGGAAUCACUGAUCAAUCCACUAGAAGUUGUCAGUCAUCCUCUACAACCUUCCUCAGAGCUCAUGCUGUUUAGUGUUAGAGAUCUUGCUGCCGCUGUCAGCUCUCAAAAAGAAGCUGUGAAAUCCGUUCAUCAAGCUCUUUCGCUGAAACGACUUCUCCAGUUUGAGCCGUAUGCUGGUUUGGACCAAAAUACUCUACUGUGUAUUCACAGUGACAAGAAUGUCAUGAAAGAUGAACAGAUUUCAAAUGCCUUUGUUUCUAAUUUUGCUACACAAAUUUCCGAUCCAAACAGUAUUCUGGUGUACAGAAGAAUCCUGAGCCAAUCUCGAGCUUCUAGUGUCAAUAUUCAGUCGGUCAGUCCCAGACAGGAGGUGAUUCAGGCCCUUGAGAUGUGGAGGAGUGAGACUGAGGGAACUUACAGCUGUCUGAGGGAGACUCUCAACAAGCACAGCGUCUUCACUGGGAGAAACCCUCUUGACCUAGCUGGUGUGGCUCAUGAUGAUAUUGAUCCCUCUGUGUUUAGUAUCAAUGGUGAUGAGCAAAAGGAUUCAGGGAUUACCAGUCUCCAUGAGUUGAUGGUCAAGCAUGGAGUCACUGACGAGCAGUUGGAUCGAGAGAUUGUACAAGACGACCUUGCUCCAGUAGCUAUGCACUUUGAUGAUGUGGAGCUCUACCUCAAUCCACUGAAGUUGACUGACAAUGAACAAGCUGACGUGAGGCGAGAGACUUAUUUAAGUAGAAGCAAUCAAGUGGCAGUGAUCAACAGUUUGUCAAUCUGGAGAAGUCACGAACCCAGCGAAGCAACCUUUAGAGCACUGAUUAGUAUAUUAUUCGAUCUGGGGAAGGAAGAGAUUAUUACUAAGAUCUGCCAGUACUUGAAAAGACCCAGUGAUCUAUGAGUGCUGAGAGUGACUGACUGUAAAGCUAGAGCUAUGUGUAGGACUCUUGUACUGAAUUGAACACACAGUAGCUAUAUAUUCUUGUUAUUGUGUGUGUGUGAUUUUUCCCAAUGUGAGUCAUGGCUAAUCUAAUCUUUUUAA